UUUGAUUGUCUGUGGUAGGAAUUUUCUCUCAUUAGCUCAGUAAAAUUUCGCUUGCCCUAAUUAUGUUUGAAUACUUUGAUUGAAACAGAAAAUACUAACACAUGACAUAUUAAUUUUAUUUGACACAUGGUGGCAAAGUUUUACAUUUUUAUAUUUGCUUUUAAACUGAUCUAACGCUAUGGCAAGUAAAAGAAGCAUGUCUGUUGAGCUAACCAAACCUCCCGUUCUUAAACAAAUUGUACAAAAUAGUUCUGUUGUAUACCGGAGACAUUCAGUGUUUUCUAGUGACUCCCGAUAUGUUGUUUCAAUGAUACGGAAGGGUGAGUACUCACUUUAGUUCUAAUAUUUUCAAUUCCUUGGUUAUUAUAUGAGACAAAAUAUGAUACAUAUCGAUGUUCUCUAUAAUUUUUUCUAGUCUCUGUGCACAAAUGUUUGGUAUUUUGCAAAGUUUUACAAUUUUUUAAAAAAAUGUGGACGCUGUGGGCACAAGCACAAGUGUGAACAUUACACAAGAAAACACAGAAAAUUUUGUAAACUCAUUAUUUGUUAACAAAACUAAUACUUGAAUAUAUAUAUUUAUUUGAUUUUGUAUUUUUUUCUAAAUGGAAUAAAUUAAAUUGCAUAAUGCAAAAUUCACUAGCUUUGGUAUCGUUUACUUUGUAUACUGGUUUUCAGUCUUCUGUUACGUAUUGCUCAUCUAAUGAACUAAAUCGUAAAAAAAGAUUAAAUUUGUAAAAGCAUAUACCGUCACGUGACAACAAUGACAUCUGUGACACCCUUCCUUUUCAUUGAAAAAACACACACAAAAAUAGAUUGGUAUAUUUCUAAAUUUAUUUUACACAGUAACAUAUCCAAGUCAAAUAAUCAUUAACAAAAUAAACAUCUUCACUGAUGCUACAGAUGUAAAGUAAUAAUUAAUGUUAAAGUUGUUCAUAGUGUAAUAAAAAUUUUUUUUUAUAUCAUUACUUAAUGCUGAAAAUAAUACUCUACGAUUUUUAAACACGUGAAAAUACAACAAUACUAUAGUUGUUUAUUGAGAUGUGCAGAGCAUGUAAAUUUAUUUGUGAAAAUUAAGCUAAACAAGGCACAAUGAGAUUAAUCAUACAAUGAAGUCUGUAUUUCUCCAUCAUGAAACUCAGUAUAGAAUAUUCUGUUCUAUAUUCUGAUUCUUUUGCCUGUACCCAUACUUUGGGUGCAUACAAUCUAAGUCAACCGCACCAUUACUUUGAUAGCUCUUAAUUCUCACAAUCAUGUCCAGAUGUACAUCACCCUGUUCUAUUUCUCUGCUUGAUUUUGGUUUUUUUAUGACAUUCAACAAGCUAAACCUCCCUUUUCAAAUUCUGCACUUGAUGCCAUAAAUAUCCCACCAAUGUCCUACAGUUUUGACAAAUUGGAAUAUUCUUCACUUUGAAAAGAUACUUGCACAAAUUCCAUAAAACUGUUUACUGAUUUUUUAUUUCAAUUUUCUCUCAGCAUAAAACUUGAAAUUACUGUAAUGAUUCCUAGUAGCUGGUUCUGGUAACGCAAGCAAAACUGAAUAUUUCUUACUCAAAGAAAUGACUUCAUCAUUGCAAAAUGCAAAAUCACAAUCUGAUUUCAGCUUUGUGACAACAAAAAUCCAUUUCCUGAAAUCUUCCAUUCAAAUGACAACACACACUUUCAAUAAAGCUUUUUAAAAAAAGGGUUUUGAAUCUAUUGUAACCUUCUUUGCCACCAAUAAUUUUAAUCUUCUCACUCCAGUUAGGAACUUCCCCAAGGUACUGAGAUUUGAUUUUGUCUAUCUUAGCAUGUGUCCUGUCAGUUGAAUCGUGUCAGUCCACAUGUUUGUUUCCUUUGUUUGUAAAGCCUUUACAUGGGGCUACCAACUCUUCAAGCACAUCAUUGAGAACUCCCAGUGCAAAAAUGAAUUUUGGGAUCAUACAAUUUUAUGUUUUGUGGCAGUACCUGUACUUUGUAGCCUACUUUGUAAUGGGAUCAUUUGAUGUUUGCAACUCUUUACUAUUGUUCUGAAUGAUUAUGUCAUAUUUUAUCAUAAUGCAGCAUUAUUACCUAUCAAAAUAGGUUUUGCAUGUAGACCUAUAACAGUUUAUUCCAAAUAAUAUGUUCUCGUAUUACAAAAGUGACCAGACAAUAUAUAUUGACUAAAAGUUGUUAACAAGUUUUGAUGCCCCCCCCCCCUCAAAAUGACUUAUUUAAAAAAAUAAUACACUCAAACUAUUUAUUUACCAGUGCUAAAUCUCCCUAGUUACCAGUGUUAAAACUCCCUAAUUACCAGUGCUAAUACAUUGGCACAAGAUAAAAUAAGAUUAUUUAUUGAUCCAAAUAAAUGAAAAUAUUUUUUUUUUAAUUACCAUUACAUUGUACAUAUUCAUUUUAAGCACAUAAAUAAAUAGAUCAUUUUAAGACAUUAUUUUACAAUUAUAACAAUGUAAACACAAGACAUGUAAAAUAUUUCUUUAGCAUAGAAAUUAGCCAUCAAUGAACUCCUUUAGUGACAAUAAUUUAGAGUUGCUAACCCCUGGGGGCAUGCUUUAAGGAUCAGGGAACAGUGGUGUAGUGAUCAUUGUGUGUAGCUUUGUCAGUUUGUAUGUUACAUUAUGUAAAUUAACCUGCAGGUUGAAAGGGAUGAAUUAUUUCUAUGUAUUUAUAUGUGUUAGGGGCUGUCCAUAAAGUAUGUCACACUAUUUUUGGAAAAAUUUUUAUCCCCUCCCUCCCCCUGUCACAAACCUUAGACCCCCAUCCCCACAAAGUAUGUCACACGUUCAAGUUCAACAUUUUGUUAAAAAAUUAGAAACUAAUUAAAACUUAAUCUAAAACACACUUCACUGUUUAAGAAAUUAAUAAAAGUGACGUCAUCUUCUGUCAGAAAUCAUCCAUCACAACAGAAAGUUCAACAUCACUAUCAAUUUAAGGUUUUACAAGUAUGAUAAAAAAGAAACGUAAAAAAGACAUGUGUGAUAUCACACAUUAUAAUAAUUAGACUCCACAAAUGACCUAGACUCACCACAAACUAACUAGACUCUCCAGAAAAAAACUAUACUCUUCAUAAAAGAACUAGACUCACCACAAACAAACUAGAUGCUCCACAAAUGAACUACACUUCACAAAGGAACUAGACUCUCCACAAAUAAACAUGAUUUUUUACACAUUCAACUUCAAGCUAAUAAAUAAUUUAAAGCCAUUUCAUCAUUACUGAUACUGAGACAGCUAUCAUAAAAUUUGCUUUUUAAAAAUACAUGCUUCACAAUAAACAUUGGCACUAUUAAAAUAUUUGGCUAUUCACUAUUGAUUUAUUUCAAUCACACCCAAAGACUUCACUACUUCAGUCCAUGUACUUUCUCCAAUAAUUUGGCCUACUCAGCUCUGACUUGUACUAUUGGCAGUUGUAGAAGUGUAGGCGACUGACUGUGGAGUGGUCACACUGGACUAUAGAAAGGAUUAUCCGGUAAUCAAUAACACACAUGUAAGAAUUUUAUAUUGACAACAUUGGCCUGUUAGCAAGUAUUGAUCAGUUAUUGACUUGAAUGUUGCCCAGUAACUUUCGAUCAGUUUAUUUAAGCCUAUCACUAUUUAGUAUGUGUGUAGCUUGUCUUUCUUGUGCCUGUUUAGUUGAUCAGCAAGAGAGGUUGUCUUUAGCUGACAACUUUUCAACAGUUAUUGAUAUUGCAAAACUUAUUCACUGCAACAAGUAUUUUGUAUUUUGAACAUGAGAAAUUGUUUUUUAAAAGUAUUGUGAAUCUUAAAAAGUGCUUUCUGAUAUAAUUGUUAUAUAUAUCAAAGGAUUAUAGAGUAUAAUUAAUACUAAUAGAGUAGAUGAUUAUACCUAAUUUUGUGAUUAGCCCCGUUGUAUGUUAAGUAAUAUUUUUUGCCUGAUGUUUUAAAUAACUGAUACCCUGUAUUAUUCAUGAUCUAAAAAGAUAGUUGGGUGUGUGUUUUGUCCUAAGGUGAGAGUAAAAAAUCAUAGGUUUGUCACAAACUUAAUUUAGAUCUUAUUUUUGAAGCAUCUCUCUGACUAACACCAAAGUUUCUUCUUCUUUUUUUAAAAAUAUAAUUAUACCUACAUAUAAUUCUUUUCUAAAAUAUAAUUUCGUCUUUUUUUGGAUCAAAAUUACUCAUUAUUCUCUCCAGCUUAUUCCACUUCUUGCCUUUUGUUCACAUUUUCCAUUGAGGUCCAUUCUCCAUAAUGUGUUCCAGGCAGAGGCUUCGUGUGGGCUCGGUAACCCCUGAAGCUGCAGGGCCCAAAGUUUAUGGAAAGUAUAAUAAAUUGCGCUGAAUAGUGGCAGGGGACAUCAAAAAGUCACAGAACGACUCUGUUUCCAUGGUUCUAUCUCUUUUGCCCAGUACAACAGAUAUUGACUAUAAAGUGUUUUUUUUGGUUAUCUAAAUUUAUGGCUGAUCCGUCCCUUACUUUUCUGUGUGGGGAGGGUUAAAAAAAACAACCAAAAUGGCCCCCUUAUCAUGUCAUAAUUACUUCUUAUUGGCACCUGUUGAUCCUAGAUAAUCAUAAUAACCUUACCUGUUUCCCUGCCUAUUAGAAUUUAUUUACUAUCAUUCAUUUAUAACUGAAGUUGUAUUGGAAAUAAGUGGGAUAUUAGAGAGUUAAACAGAGUUAUUAGUCUGGACACAAAAACUGAAGAAGUUUGUUUACAGAGUUUUAAAAAGAAAAAAAAUUCCUGUGGAAAAAAUGAGUUGAAAGUAUUUAAUUUAAACUUAUUUUUAGAAUAGGAAAACUUUAAACAUUUGGUAGACACUUUACUUUUUAACAAAUAUUUCUAUUAUUAUUAUUUUUUUAAAUAUUAAUAUAUGUACUAAGCUGUAUCUGACAAAGUAUGAUUAUUUUUACCCACUGUAUUAAAAUUUUUAUUUCAAGCUUUUUGUUGGUGUAGCCUGAGUAUUUUACUGUGUUCACUUCAGAAAUAUUUUGUCUGUUAAUGAUAAGGAAAGUCAUUGACUCUAUGAAUAAAAAGGAAAUUAAAACUACAUGUAUUAGAUAUCCAGCCAAAAUCAUUUAAAAAGUAAUGUCAGCUAAAGGAGUGACCCAGAAACAACAGCCAGUGGCCCCCACACCUGGGCGGGGAGCAAGGCGAAUGUCUAUUGUGGCAUCUGUCCGUAAGAGCUAAUUUUUCAGACUUCCAAAAAACUUUGUUACAAUCUGUAGACUCCACACCUUUCUGAUAAUCAUUUGUUUUCUUUAUAAACUUAUCUGGCCAACUCAUAAACUCAGACAUACAUCUGGCAUGAAAAUUAAAAGUUUUAUUAACUGCAUUUAGAUGGAUGCAGUAAAGAACUUUAUUUAUUUAUUAUUAUUUUAAAAUUUCGCUUGAAUUAUUAUUUUUUUUUCCACUUAUAUAAUUAUGCUUAUUAAAAUAUUCACAAAACAAAUGCUCCUUUACAUAAUCUUCAAAAAAAGUUGGGGUAGGUCAAUCUAAAUGAGUGACGUCUUAGAGGUGGGGGAGAAAUAAUAAUGCUGAUUGUAACAAAAAAUUGAUCAAUAUUUCCAGAACGUUUUAAAAAAGGAAAAACAGAUGGAACUCGUGAGGUAUCGACCACACCAUCACAUGAGCCGGAAGACAGGCUUGGAACCACCAAAAUUUGGAAUGAUGAGAUUGCAAAGUUUCAGAUAAAACAAGAUGACUUAGUCAAGGUACUAUAAAUUUUAUUGGAAAAGAAGGUUUAAAAAAAUAAAUAUUUUCUACACUUGCUUUAAUUUUCUAACUUAAUUCAAGUGCCCUAUGAAAAGAUGAUCUUCUAAUAUGUUCUGCUGACAAAGGGAAUAUAGUUUUUGAAGUCAAGUCUACUCACAGACAAAUAUUAAUUUUAUCAUGAGAAAAAUUUUAAUUUACCUGUUAAAAUAUAUAUAUUUUUUUUUGAAGGUUGUUUUUGUUAAUGGGUCAUCCAUAACUGAUGUCAUACAUCUAGUGUGAUUGGGGAUGGGGGGGUCACAAAUUCGCGAUUAUGUGUGAUGUUGAUGACUAUUUUUCUUUUUACAAAUUUGCAAUGUGGGGAUAGGCAUUAUGCCAAAAUAAUCUGCAACAACAGCAUGACAUCAGUUAUCAAUUAUUGUAAGUCAUAAUUUUAUAAAACCAAAAAUAAAAACUUGUAAAUUGUUUUAAAUAUUUAAAAAUGUAUUUCUAAAAAUUUUUCCAAAGAUCCAACCCCCACAUCCCCCUUCAGAAGAAAAGAAAAUGGGUAUCAAAAGAGUUCCUGUUAAAAAAGCCAAGAAAAUACCAGAGCAAGAAAAAAUGUAAAUAUUAAGUUUUAUUUCCGUUAUAAAUAUAUAUUAUGAUUUUUUUAAAACUGAAAAUACAUUGUUAACAAAAUUAAGUGUUGGCUUUGUAUUUUUAUUAUAGACACAAAGUAUUAUUUAUUUUUUUUGUUUUUUUUUUAAAUUUCAAUGUGUCUAUAAAAAAUUAUCAACAUAAAUAUAAGGAUUUUAAAAAAAAUGAUUGGAUAAGGUUAUAUUGAUGUUGCACAUCAAUUGCACCACUAUAAAUAUUCUUUUUCAUAUCUUAUCACCAUAUCAUUACACAUGACAGACUCAUUCUGAGCCAUGCAAGACUGUUAGUUAUAAUGUAUUCAGGUUUCCUUGUCCAUAAACUCUAAAAAUCUCCUCUACUCUCUUUCAGAGCCAGCCCACCAAAGCCUGAACAAAAUCAUCCAUCCAGUGUUAAAGACUAUGCAGGUGACAGUGGAGUUAAUAAUGAUAUUAUGAAUGUCUAGUUGUAAAACAAUUUAGUUUUCUUUUUUUUUUGCUCACACAAUAAGUGUGUCAUUUCAUAUAAUCCAAUGUAAAGCUUGUUUCACUUUUAACCUUCAAGAUCCCAAUUUUAAAUUUUCUGUCUAAAUCAAUUACAGGCUAUGCUGGGCCAAGAUACGAUGAGAAAGGAGACGUAAUACCUUACAGCAUUCUUGGGAAGUACGAGGAUUUUCACAAAGAAGCAGUUCAAAGGGGAGAUCUGCUUGAGGUAAAUCAUUCAAAUGGCUGUUUUCUGAUGAAUGUUUUUUAAUCAAAAUAUAAAUUGUUUUGUCUUAAACUGGAGAUUUCAAAUAUGCACUAUAUUCAAUAUUUAGCAUUCCUAUGACAAUAUGAAAUGUGAAUAUAACCAUAAUUGUAAACAUGGUCAUUAAAUAAGCAAUCGCUGUUUUGAAAACAAUCAACCUAAAUAAAACAUAGGUCUAUAUCCUCAUCAAUUAUUCGGGCAUCUGUCUGUCUUGAUAAAGCUGGAGGUGGCAACAAUAGUAGGACAAGGUAUGUGGAAACUUGAAUCAAAAGACGGGACAGUAAGACAAUAACAUUUCAGCUAAGAGCCUUCUUCAACAGACAUGACAAAUAAAAAUACCACAAUAAAUAGAAACUCGUUAAAAACUGAAGUGAUCGCCAUUGCAAUUGCCUGAAAUUGGAUUUUCUAAAACCAAGAUUACAGGAAGUGAAAGAAUUAAUGUAUCAUUACUGUGGAAAAAUAAGAUCUAAACAUACAAAAAUAUUUUGGAGACAUAUAAAAUAUAAGAAAGUACAAAAAAAAAUGGGAAAUUGAGAAUCAUUAGUAAGAUAAGAUUUAAUUAAUUUGGGGAUAUUGUGCUUAAAACCUGAAUUAAUUUAUUUUCCUUUCUAACCUUCUCUAGUGUAUUGGUACAGGAAAUCAGUGAUGUGAUAGAUAUAUCUAAUGUCACUUCAUGUUUAUUUCCAUUGAAAUGGGACCAGGGAAAGUUUACCCUGUUUAAUAUCAUGAAGGUUUUCAGUGAAUCUAUCUGAUAAUCUUCCACCAGUUUCACCUGUAUAACAGUGGAAGUGGUGAAUCCCCUAGGACCUGGAGGUGUGAUAUGUAGAGCAUGACCCAUUUCCCAGACACCAGAUCCUUUCUCACCAUAAAACUGGCAAACCCAUGUGAACAUCAGCUGCAUGAUCAAGCUAACUUGUAUUUAUAAACUAAUACACCACUAAGUAACGACGAAAUAAAAAAGUGAGCUAUUUAAUUUGUGUAUAAUUUGUUAAUAAACAUAGGAUUUACCAACCUCGAAAGAUGAAGAUAGAACAGACACUCCAUCAGUCAAGUAUGAAAAGAAGAAGCAGCCAAUCAGACUGAGCCAGGAUGAGAGCAAUGCCUUAAGGAACUGGAAUAUUAAAAUGAUGGAACGGAAGAGGCAACAAGGCUACAUCUCUAGUGAGUAUCUGAAGUUCUGUCCUACACUUUGAUGGACAGUGUCUUUUAUUUGUCAAUAUCAUUCAUUUGUUUUUGAGUUUUUGUAUAGUUUAACCUCAUUAAAUUAUUAUCUUUUGUCCCAGAUGUGUUAUUAAUGAGCCGUGCAUGUCUUUGCUCAUUUGGUAAGCAAAUGUUUUAUAAAAUCAGUUGUAAAUUAAAAAGGAUAAUUUUUGUCUAGAUCUUCUUCAGAAGCCUUUAGACCAGCUUGCCAUGAACCAGGCAGACAACUUCAGGGCGGUCCAGGAACAACGCUACCUCAUUGACAGGACAAUUCCAAAAGUUGACUAUGGCAAAGGCUGUAAGUCUGAUUGGUGUCACAGUCAGAUUACGUUGUGUGGUUUUUGUUGCUGUUUAUUUCUUUUAUAUUUGUUUAGGUUUGUGAGAGAGAGAGUAUUUUGUGUUGUUGUUAUCAUGAAUUUGAGUCCACCAUGCCUGACCGGUAAUUGGUUGAAGGGUGAAAAACAGGAAUAUAAAGUGUAUGUGAUUUUUUUUUAGUGAACAGAGGAAUAUUUUUGGAACAAUGUGGUGAGAGAAUGUUUUUGGAAUGAUGAUGAAUAAUAGUAGAUUAAUGUUGUUCUUUUACAUUUAACAGUUAUAUAUUAAUAGCAGAUUCAUUUAUUUAGAAUUCUUCUUACCUUGGAUUUAAGGUUUUGCUAUUCCCAGUGUUUAAAUUGGACAAUCUCUGGAUGAUAAACCCGGCUAAGAGGAUUAAAGUUUAAAUUGCAGAAAAUAUUGCAAUUAAAUAUGGUGUUAACAAACAUUUCAGAUCGUGUUGGUAGUGAGUUUUGGAAUCAACAAAGGCAGCUUGGAGACGAUCUGUUUGGAAUACAGUAAGUUAGCAUUGGAGAUGGUCACUUAAAGGUCACAUUCAGGCUAGAAAAAAUUCAAUUCAUUUAAAUAUCUACACAUUUGUAUGUAAACUUUUACUACUUAAAUACUUUUACUCUAAGCUUUCAGCUACAUUUGAAAAAAAAAUAAAAAGAAAAUUUUAUUAUGUGCCCCUAGCUAUCGAAUAAUAAUGUUAAAAUCAAUAAUAAAAAUGUCAUGAUUAACAAUUUUCAUUAAUAAAAAAUGUCACAUAUUUGAAUAUUUUAGCAUGUCCUUGACACAAACUCAGAAAGGUUAUCCCCCUCCUGUGGAGCAUGUUGGACUUCCUACAUUAAUCAAAGAAGAAAAAGGUGAACUGUUAUAUCAUUAAAGCAACAUAUUUCAAUCAAAAUUGUCCUUUUUAAUCCAUAAUAUUUAUUAUCAUUCCUUGAUAACGGUGUUUUCACAAUGAGCUUGACUUUGUUGUAUAUUUAUUUAUUUGGGGUUCUAUACAAGAGAAUAUACUGCAUUAACAUUGUCAGCUGGUGCACUUGUGUGCGUGUCUAUUAAUAAAAUUCAAACUGGCAGGUUGUGAGUGGAUUGGUAAAGGAAAUGCUCACGUCAACUAUCCCUGGCACAAGUCUGACUUCCUCAACCAGAGAUUGAAACAGCUGCAGCCUUACAUAGAGGAAAUGGAUCCAUGGAAACCAGUGAGUCUCAGCAGGGCAGGUGUCACGCGACAGUAUGACUGGUGUCCUCUUUCAUGUGUUGGGUGUCUUGUCAUAUGUCAGUUUGACCGGUGCCUUGUCAUCAUGUGUCGGUUUGACAGGUGUCUUGUUUUGACAUAUCAGUUUGAUUGGUGCCUUGUCAUGUGUCAGUUUGACUGGUGUCUUGUUGUGUCAGUUUGACAGCUGUCUUGUUGUCAUGUGUCAGUUUGACUGGUGUCUUGUAAUGUGCCAGUAUGAGAAAGUGUCUUGUUUUGACAUUCAGUUUGACAGUUGACUUGCUGUCUUGUGUCAGUUGUGUCUUGUGAAUGAUUUAGGAUAUGUAAGCACUGAGAAAUUCUGUGUCAGUAAGCUUGAUAUGUGUUGUAAUUAUAUGGAUGUUCACUAAUGUUCAUGGAAACUUACAAAAUUAAGUACAUUUCAGUCAGUUACCUUCUUCUUCUUCUAUUUGAGGGGCCCACGAUCAAUGUAUUGAUCAUUCUGGCUCCUGGUUUAAAUUCAGUGUUUGCCUUCUCUUAGAUGGGUUGCCGCCCAGGGCUUACGAGUCCCAUCCACCCGGGGUGCUUGGGAUGUUGGCUUUGGUGGGGAUUGAACUCCAGACCACCAACUAUUUGGUUAGAGACAGUUUAGACCGCUCGGCCACCCAGCAAUUUAUGGUUCCAGUGGAACUUCUUAGACUUUCGUUUAUAAUAAUUUAAGCACAGUCUCAACACUAAUUUGUGAGCUUGAUCUAAAGCUGUUGAUGUCAGUGAUAUCUAUUUUGAAAUAAAACUGCUCACAAUGUUCCAGGAUUUUGACAAUUUGCAAGUCAUUGGUACAAAUAAAACUGAAGAAAAAUCUGAUGAGAAAGACAGGAAAAAAGAAGAGGAGGAAUUUGAUGCUUAUUUGGAUGGAUUUGGGGUUGACCUUGGCGAUAACCAGAUGGGAUUGGAAGGAGAUGGGAGAACCAAUAAAGAGUAAGAAAUGUGAACUGUAACUUCAAUUAGUAAACUAUUAGUUUCUUGCUUAGUUGUGUAUGUGAUAUGACUUACAUCAAUGAACAAAGUUUGAAAAACAUGGAUUUUUUUGUUUUUUUUGUGUAAAACAGUAUCAACUGGAAAGCAUGUAGCAGGUAUUAAUGUACUUAAAUUAUGAGGAACAAGUAAAGAUUUUGGGAUAUCUUUGUGACAGCCGUGCUACAAUACCAAAAUUUGUAAAAUAAAUGGGACUAAUCAUAAAUUACAUCAGUAACACUUAUUUCUAGAGCUGUUGCUAUUCACAACUCGUUCUUGAUCAAAAAUAUUUUAAAACAUUUUCAUGCACAUUUUAUGUGCCUUGUUUUUCCGCUUGCUCAUUUUCUGAAAUAAUUUUUAAAUUAUUAAGUCAUUUUUACAAAAUUUACUUAAAGAAUUUAAUUUUUAUAAAUUAAAGUUUCACCCUACAUUUGUUUUGUAAAAAAUAAUUAAUCUUACUUGUAUCUUUUUUUCAGGGGUUCUGGUAGUCCCAUCAUGCAAGAGCCAAUUAAUGAGCCCAUUUUCGGUCCAGCUAUGUUGUUUGGUGGGCAGCAAGCAAGGUGGACAGGAGAUGGUUUCUCUCACAAAAAUCAAGUAGGAAUUUGCUGCAUGAAAAUGCAACAGUCAUGCUGUCAACUUUUGUUUAGCGAGUAAUAAUACCAGCAAUGACAUUAAACUGUUUCACUGUGUUAGCUAGUUACAACUUAAUAGACUUAUCCGUAAUAUUAUUUAUGAUGGCUUUUGAAAGAUUUGAGAAAUCACUUUUUUUUAAUGUUCCCAUUCAUCAGACAAGUGUUUAAACUAUAUAAAUGAGUUAUAUCACAUAUUAGAGCUGGUUACAAUCUUUACUUGCCUUUGCACGCCAACAGGGCUGGUCUUUAUCUUCUUUGAAUCCUCAAAAUAACAAAAGAUUUGAUGUAAUACAAAUAAACAGUAGCAAAGUCCAAGUAAAUCUUCCAAGGUGACUUAAUUUAGAGUGUAUCAUUACAAAAAUAAACAAAACAAUGUUCACUCUUACAGGUUGCCAUGGAGUCCAGAGUUACCUUUGAAGCUUUCACUGGGGACAGGAUAACCUCUCAUCUCCAGUUUGUCAACAAUGGGACAACAGCUAUUUACUUUGACUGGAAGGUUUGUGCUAUACUUUUAAACAUCUGUCAAGCUAAACUCAAGCAACAUAUUUAUUUAUUAAUGUUGAUACUUAUCAUGUUUAAGAUUAGUUGCGCUUCUUUUAGGUAUAUGGUCAAAUUGUUUUUAACAAAAAUGUAACUACUCAAUGAGACACUGAUCCAUGUAGCAAGUUGUCCAUUUUUUUGGGGGCGUUUAUUCAAUACCAUUGCCAAUUGAUAUAAUAAUACACUAUGUGGUCGGAGUAGUAUUGUUAUUAAGCGAAGCACAAUGAGUUUAGUAGUAACCUUAUGUGUUAUGUCAAACAGCGACUUCAAGCCAAGCAGUUUCAAUUAAUGCCUUUCUAUUUUUCUAUUGUUACUGGUCACAUUAGAAAGUUGGCAAAGAUAAUCCAUUUGAGGUUGUAAAGAACGAUGUGCAGAGAUUUUACUUCAAUAGUGCCCCAGGUGAGAAAAUUCUUUCUUUAGUAAUCCCUCUUCUUUAAAAUCAUUUAGGCCUAUCUGUAAACAUUAAAUAACAAAUUAGACUUGGUUACAUAAAUACAUCAUCACCAAAAAAAAACAUAUUUAAAAAAUGAAAAGCCACUGAUAUUUUUACUUUUCCUGUUUAAAUGUAAAUAAUUUCUGUGCUGUAUCUCUGAUCUCAGGUGUCAUCCUGCCUGGCGAGACAAUCAAAUUUCCUUAUGUUUUCAAAUCUCCCACACCUGGGGUCUACACAGAGCAAUGGAAGAUGGGUGAGUUAUUGGCUAGCUCUUCUUUUAAGUGCCAUCUAACUUUCAAGUGAGACCAGUUUUAAUUUGUCUCAAUCUUUUUAUUUUACCUCAGUCGAUUGUUUUGUUCCCAAGUCUGUAUGAAUUUACCAGCAUGUUCCCCCAGUGGUUACCAAAUCUAAAUGACCACUACUUAAGUCAAUAGUGUUGCUUACAGAGUUCACUGAUUGGCUGAUCUCAACACUAGAGAAAUAAUUUUGUUUAAAUUGUUAUAAUUGUAAAAUCUUGUCCAUGUUAAUAUAUGUAUUUAUUUAUGUGCUGAAAAUGAUUGUGUACAAUGUAAGAAAAAAACAUUUCCAUUUAUUUGGAUCAGUAAAAGAAUCUUAUCUUAACAUAUCUUACAAUAAAUAAAUACAUUAACAUUAAAACAGAUAGUUAUAAUAUAACAGAUAGUUUUCUAGGGACCUAUUAGACCUUUCAUGUUUGUUUUGGUUAAGAUAUCAUAUUUUUUGGGGGUUAAAUUCUCCUAUAAUUUAUUUCCCAGAGACGCGUCCAAUUCUGUGUGGAGGCGCUGCCCUGCUUGUAACCUUAAGGGGAGUUGCAGUGCAAGAGGAUAAAUUUAAACAGCAGAGGGAAAAGUUGGAGGUAUUUUAUCUUAAAACCUUUUGAGCAAUUUUAUGACACAGAUGUUUAUAACAAUACGUAUGUAAAAUACAUGUAAAUUAAAGGGUUAAUUUUCAUUACAUACAUAUUGUUGUUUUCUUACUCUGAGUGGUUUUUAAAAACAUGAAAAGAUAAUUUGAAAGUUAUUUUUUUCAUACAAGUUUAUCAUAAUUAUUUUGUUUUUAGGAACAUUUUUAAAUCUUGACUGUACGCCAAUAUACUUCAGGUAAAUAAAAGAAUUAAUCAGAUGAAAUACACCAAGAGUGUGUAAAUAUUUUUUUGUAAUAUUGAUUUACAGAAAGAUCUUGCUGAGAGGCAAUCCAAACAGAUUGUAUCAGAACUUCUGCUUGAUCUCGUCAAAGGCAUUAGAACUCCGGAGCGCUCAAGAUCACCAAUCGAUGCCUACAUCACAGAAGAAGAAAUAUUUAAUCGCAAUAACCCACAGGUAGAUAGAUAUUUUCUAAGAAAUUUCCAGAUUAUAUGGUUGUAUUAUAAUAUAACAGGUAGAUAACUUUCAUUCCAUAGCAAACAAAGAAACCCCAAAAAAUGUAACUCCUUUUAAAUAGUGCGUUGAGUUAUUUGUUCCACGUCCAUUCAACAGUUUCAAUUUGCCCAUGAACUCGUCUCUCAACUCAAAGAUUUGCAUGGACAACUUUUUGAUGAGAAUGAAAGAGUUGAGAAUGUUUGGAGCUUGAGUAUUGAGGACCUACAUGAGGUCAGUAUUAUUUAUUUCAACAAAGAUAGUUAUUUACUCCAAUUUGUUAUGUGUAUAAUUUUUAUUUAAAAAAAAAGAAAUGUUUUUAAACAGUUCAGUAACCACCAUGAAAUUAUGAGGUGACUGUCAAUCAUUAUACUUAUAAGCACUCAGUACCACAGCCAGGGUUAGAAAUUGUGACAUUCAGUAGAAGAUUUACAGUAUUGUUUCAAAUUAUCCAAACAGUUGUCUAACUUUUUUUUGGGCAGAAUAAUAGAUAAACUGUGAGACAUACAGAUUUUUAAUUAUCAGCCAAGUUCACUAAUCUAAGCCACAAUAAUAAUAAUGGGGGAUUUCUGUUUUUCUCAAAGAACCUUUUAUUUACUUGACAGUGGAUGUAUUGUGCUUUCAAUGAACAGUUCAUUUUUAUGUGAUAGCAUUAGAUAGUUCUGUCACCAUCAAGUAGGGUGGGCCUGCAUUAUCUUUAAAGAAUUUUGAACUGGAAAAUCCAAUGUGAAAUGCACAACAAUAUAUUCAUUAAAACUUUAGAUGAUCCGAUUGUAACUAAUGUUUUAAUAAUGUCAGUGGAAGAUAACAGCAUUUUCCUCAAUGAAAUCAUGAAAAAAAUAACUAUCUGUACAAACUUUCUUGUUAUCUCCCAUAGAGCAUUAUGGAGUUGGAAGAUGAUGACAAGAGGGAUAACUUAUUGCAGCAGAUGAAUACAAUAGUUGCUAAACUGACCUGCAUUCCUCCAAAACUCCUGCCCCAACAGAUGUAUUGCAAGGGGUAAAUUCACAAUAUAUCAUAACAUCUCAUUAACUGAUUGUUUUAAUCCAGUCACACCCUUAUAUAUAAUAUAUAUAUAUAUAUAUACAUAUAUAUAUAUAUAUAUAUAUGUGUGUGUGUGUAAUACUUAGUGAUUUAAAAAAAGAAAGAAAAAAAAGUUAAAAUAUUUUUUUGGCCACAUCCUGGCUGAAAUUGAGACAAUGGAAAUAAAACUAUUUAAGCUUAAAAAAGUACAAUAAUUCUUUGUCAUUACACUUGUUACAUCUCAACCUAAUUUAUCAUUGUUUACCAAUCAUUCAACCUCACAGUUAUCAACUUUUCUUGGAAGCAAUUGACUGCAUCGUUGGGGAGUCCUUCCUUAUUAGGCACACCAUGGGCUUGCCAGUGAGGGACCAAGAUGACUUUGACAAGGAUGCAAGUAAGUACAAGCAAGAAAUAAAUUAAUAUAUAAACCCAUAUUCAUGUAUACAAUAGAGAAAUCAAAUUUUGAAUGAGGCCAGAUAACAGGUACAUAGAGCAGCUAAAUAGUUUGGAUAAGUCCACUCCUGCCCUGAAAAAAAAUUUGGUAUUUGGACUUUUUUUUACUUUAAAGUGCUAUUUCCAUAAUAUGGAUUAAUUUGUAAGAUACCUAUAUAUUCACAAAGGGUUCUAAUAUUUUAAAGGAGUUUUAAUAAAAUCAAAGUUUAAAUUUCCAAAUUAAUGUCUAAUAUUUUAGUACCAGUAGUGCAUUUUUGUCAUUAAAUUAGUUGUAAAAAUGCUUGACUUGUGAUUCACGAAAAAUUCAGCAUCAUGAGCAGAAUAUUUUUCAUUACAAAGUAAUUGGCAAGCAAGGUGAAAAUAAUACAGACCUAAUUCAUGAAGAUAUUGUGAUGCCACCUGCUGGUAAAGAUGAGAUAACUAGCUCAGAAAUAGACUAUUUUAAUAUAAUGAAAUAACCCUUUUUUCAGUUUAAUUUGUUGUCCCAUUCUCUUGUAUAACAAUUUAUAACAUAGAUUUUAUAUUGAGAUUAAAAUAACAGUCUUCCUUUUUAGCAGAUAACUUUUUUAUGUAGUGAUAAUUAGACUAAUUUUAAUGCAGCCUUUUCAAUACAUUUAACAUUGAGAUAAACUUUACCUUAAUUUAGCAUCAUUUUAAGCCAAAUUUCAUCCACAGCCUUAGUUUAUAAAUCAUCUAAUAAAUUGAAUUUUCAUUUACUAACAUUCAAGAUAUGGUUUUAACAACUAUACUGUUAUCUUGUUCAUAAUAUUCAUAUUUAUUUAUAGAAAAAAAAUAGGCUUGUAGAAAUUGCAGAAACUCUAAUAACUAAUAACAUUUAAAAAUUAAUGUGUAUCUUUUAAACAGAAAGGCUAAGACCCUGUAAGUUUUGAGUUUAAAUAUUCAAACAUAAUUUUAAUAAUGAUUUGGUUUUUUAACAAAAAAAUAUGAUAUCUCUGUGGUGAACCAAUUGUGUUUUUCUUAAAUAAUUGUUAUUAAUGACAUAUUAUAUAUAUAUAUUAAGAAAGCAUAAUGUACCCCAUUUUUCUUUUCAGUAUGCUUAUUUACUGGUCUAAUUACUAAACUAUUAUUUUAUCACAUAUGUGUUGUGUUCCUUGAACAAUUCAUCAAGCAAAUAACAAAACAAGAGGCAACAUGACUUUAAUUUUUACUGUUGUUUGGCAUGCACAUGUGUGGUUUUUUAUUCCCUACCCUCUAUUGCUCUUCUUCUACCUCAUUGCUACCAAGGGAGACCAUCUGUUUCCCCCUUGCUCUUCUUCUACCUCAUUGCUACCAAGGCAGACCAUCUGUUUCCCCCUUGCUCUUCUUCUACCUCAUUGCUACCAAGACAGACCAUCUGUUUCCCCCUUGCUCUUCUUCUACCUCAUUGCUACCAAGGCAGACCAUCUGUUUCCCCCUUGCUCUUCUUCUACCUCAUUGCUACCAAGGGAGACCAUCUGUUUCCCCCAGAGGUUUCUCAAUUCACCAUACAGUUUUUAAUGGAGGGUUUUCGUUUGAUGCCAGGAUUGCCUUGGAGUUGACUUGCACUUGCAGCAAAAGUUAUGUUUAUUUUCUCCAAUGACACAUUCAUAUCUUUCGUACAGAUAUAUAAGCGAUAGUGAAAACAGUUGCACCCCCAGUCUUCAUUCUUUGACUGUCCUGUUUUUUUUUGGUACACUUUUUUCCAAACAUUGUGUUAUCCUUUGUUCUCUGUUUAUUGACAUCAAAAACAGUUAAAAAUUUCAAUGUGUUUUAUAAUUCAAACUCUUUUGAGGUUGAUAACAAAACAUAAGAAAAAAAAACUUACAAAAUACAUUCUGUUUGUAAUGAUCUCAAGAUUGUCCCUCGGUAACUCCUUUCAGCUAGUUACCGCACAAGGGAGGUAAAUUAGAAUUCACUUAUUGUUGCCCUUACUUCCAAUUCAACUAUUUUUUAAAAAGUUAUUUUCAUUUUCUUGAAUUCUUUGUUGUAAGGAGUAGUGGGGUUAUAUCACAUGAAAAGUUAAUUAUGAAAUUGCAUUGCAUUAUUGUUUGAAGUAUAAAAAUUACCUGUUACAAUUUUAAAAUUAUUUUUACGUGGUAUUAUGUGAGAUGCAUUUUUUGGGAAAUGAAAAUCUUCAAUAUGAAUAUGAAUACAUCCCAACUAAUUAUGUUGCUAUAGUUUUAAUAUGUGUUGGGCUUAAAUUUAAUUUGCUCUUUUAACAUUACAGUCAAUGAUGUAAAAGUUGACUUGGGUGAAAAGUAUGUUUCAUCUUAAAACAAACAUUUUAAAUUUCAGUAACAUUUUUUGCAAAUCUCUAACCAUGAAAUUGACGCUAGUUAAAAUUGAUUUUUUUAUUUCAUUUACCUUCAUUAAUAAUGAAUUUUGUUUCUUAAAAUGUUGAUGUAAUGAACACACAUAAAAUAAAUUUGAUGGUGUAAGUCAAUAAUGUAAAACCAAAGUGAAUUUAAAUAGAAUUACCAUAAAAAUUUACAAAUAUAUUUCCAGUACUGACGAUGCUCAGGAGGAAAUUUUUUAAGGGAAAUUGUCCUUUCAUAUUUGAAAUCAUUUGGAAUAAUUUAAUGUGUUGUUUUUUUAAUUGAAAAGCAAAAAUAAGACAAACUAUAUAAAAUAAUUUUUUUAAAUAUCAUGUCAAGUUACGAAUGAGUAAUGUUUAACUUUCUUUAAUUUCAAUGUUUAUUAGUACAGUCAUCAUAUUUUAUCAGGUAGUAUGGUAAUAAACAAAAUUUUGGGAAGAUGUUUGAAAUAAAUUUGAAUCUUUUUUUUUUUUUAAUGAAAGAUGACAAUCGAAGAGGAAACAAAAGUAGAGGUGACACUGGGAAGGGUGCUCAAGGGAAAGCACCUGCUAAAUCUGAUGGCAAAGUUUCUAAAACACCUGUAAGUGGAGCAAAAGGAGUCAGUGUGUUCUUUUAUUAGGAAAUGUACAUCUACCUUUACAUGCUAUCUUUUAUUGUGUCUUUUAAUGAUAAGAUUACAUUCCUUUUAUUGAAAUGGCAUAAUUGGAAAGUUGCUAGUUUUUUGGGCAGAAAAACAAUUUGCAUUAUUAAGUUACAAGAAUGAGAUCAUAACUGCUUUAAUUAAACAAUUGGUCGGAGUAUCAUCUUAAUUUCCUGGCAACUUAUUGGUUAAGCAAAUGCAAGAUGUCUUAGCUUUGGUAAUUAAUCUUCAUUUCCUUGAUAGCAUAUAUAUAUAUAUAUAUAUAUAAAUAUAUAAAUAUAUAUAUAUAGAGAGACACUUAAAAAAUUAUUCGAUUUUUUUCAUAAAAUUAUUUUCAAAGUCCUAACAAUGGUAAUUAAUCUUCAUUUCCUUGAUAGCAUAUAUAUAUAUAUAUAUAUAUAAAUAUAUAAAUAUAUAUAUAUAGAGAGACACUUAAAAACUUAUUCGAUUUUUUUCAUCAAAUUAUUUUCAAAGUCCUAACAAUCAAUCUCUUAUAUGAUUGUUAUGAAGACAUUUGCACCCAUCAAUUUUGUUUUUGCAGACAAUCUGAAAGAAGGUGGUAAUGAGAAUUCGUUAUUUUUGAAUAAAAUUAAAUGUUCUGUUCAGCACGGUGCCAUUUGUUAUCUCAAAUCAUUACACAAGAUUCAAUUUAAGGUUCUGCUAGUUGAAUUCUUAAAAAUUCAAUUGUAUUUUCAUUAUGGCAUACUUCAGACAGGUAAACCAGAUCCUAAAGGAAAAAUUCCACCAUCUCCUGCUCCACCUCCUCCUAAGAAAGCAACAACACCAGUCAAAAUCACUCCACCGCCACCAUCAGGAGGUCAAGCUGAAGUCAGUGCAGACCAAGUCCCAGAGCAGCCUAGCACAGACAGUACAGUUGAUGUGAUCGUUGUAGACCCAGAGAUUGCUGCUGCUGAGCAGUUAUAUAAGGACACAUUCACUAUACAGGUUAGUUAUGCCCCUACAGGUUGGUUGCGUCUCUACAGGCUGGCUGUUUAUGUCUGUCUGCACUGGUUUGUUGUGUAUGUCUUAACAGGUUUGUUAUCUCUUCAUUAUAUAGGACACCUAAAUGGUCCUUUAUAUAAUAAUAUCAGUUUAUACAUUUAAUAAAAAUGAAAUAAUUGCACAAAAUUAAUGCCAUAAUUAAUUUGUAUAGGAAAGUGACUUAUUUGCCUCUCUUUUUUAUUCCCUCCUAGGUUUACAACAUUCUGGGUGAAUUGGCGGACAAUAUGGAUUUGAUAUUCACAGCCUUGUUAAAUGAAUGACAACCAGAGCAGCCCACACCUUCAGUUUAAAAGAUGUAUUAAAUUGGAUUAUUAGCUUUUCUGCGUUUUGAUGUACAAAUAUUAAAUUAUUAAUUUGAUACCUAUAGUCAUUGCUCCAGUUUCUAAAUUUAAGUAACUUAUUGAUUUAAAAUAAAAUGCAGUUAAUGUAACUUGCCCAAUUAGAUUUGAUAAGAAUUAUGCAAAAGUUUGUAACUGUUUUUGUCACUUCAUAUAAAUCUAAUAAAUUCUGAAAUAUAUAAGGAAUUUAUUCUUCAAACAUUUAUGGUUCAAACAUAUUUUUUUUAAAUUUGCACCAACUUGUGAUAAAUGUAUAGUUGAAAAAGAACUGAGUGAUUUCUUGAUAUAUGCUGAACAUUACAUGACUUUACAUUGAUCAAACAAAUCAAGUAGUUUGAAAUGCUUAUUUGAUGUUUCUUCUUUGCUGUCAUUGAAUUUUUUUUUUUCUUCUUUGACAUAAAGCUUCAAUUUCUGUUGUCACUAAACACAGUGAAAGGUUUUGGUAUUUAUUAUACAGAUCAUUCAACAUGGACUUCGGGCAUAACUUGUCACAUCAUUGCAUAAACAACUCUUGAAGGGUAAAAAAUUAAGCUAACUAUGGGCACAAGGCAACAAAGAACAAUUCAAUUGUUUUUUUUUGGACAUCAUUUUAUUCAUUUUUCUUUCAGUGACUAAUUCUAAUGUAAUAAAAAAAAAAAAAAAAAAAAAAAAAUUUGAAGGGUAAAAAAUUAAGCUAACUUUGGGCACAAGGCAACAAAGAACAAUUUAAUUUUUUUUUUUUUGACAUCAUUUUAUUUAUUUUUCUUUCAGUGACUAAUUCUAAUGUAAUAAAAAAAAAAAAAAAAAGACACAAAAAGCUUUAUAUAUAGUGUAUGUGG
Lymnaea stagnalis (great pond snail) is the source of this 20271-nucleotide messenger RNA. The record is from the annotation of a GenBank genome assembly. Lineage: Eukaryota; Metazoa; Mollusca; Gastropoda; Lymnaeidae.